AUGAGAAGACUCGGAAAACUCAAAGCGUUGCUAGCCGCAGCAGCCGCAUGCUAUGCUAUCGGAGCGCUUUUGGCGGGCUUACACUCCUGGAGAGUUGGAGGGGCGAAGGGUGCGUACUCUGCUCGAGCUUCGCAGGACAGUUUACUGGCCGUCGUUGUGCCCAUCUACGAUGGCGACGAAGAACCGGCGAUGGCCGCCCUUUCCACGUGGCCAACGACCUGCUACCACAGCACACUGUCCCGUAUGGACCUCGUGAUCUACAAGGCCGAAGCUCUUACGGAUGGGGACCACCUCCCUCAAAUCCCGCAUGAGGCAUCAAAAUGCUUUCGGCACACCAAGAUUAUCGGAGGAGAUCUCAUCCCAGAGGUGGGUGUCUUUUUCCCUGCUUUACCGAGACUAUUGUAA
Messenger RNA from Ectocarpus sp. CCAP 1310/34, 405 nucleotides. The record is from the annotation of a GenBank genome assembly. Lineage: Eukaryota; Phaeophyceae; Ectocarpales; Ectocarpaceae.